UUCAACCUGCAGAAUACGGAAGUGACAGCUGGAUGCGGUUGUAACUUUUAUAACUCCAUGAUUUGUUUGUUAUAUUAUUAGAAUGAAGGGACUAACAAGUUAACGGAGAUACGUUAUCGCCAUUUUCGUCUUUCUUUAACCGACAAAUAAAACAAAACGGACGCUCUUGGUCACUUUGUGACAUAGUUCGACUAACGAGUCUCGGACCCGAGAGAAACUAGCGAUGGACUUUUCGCUUUUCACAGCCGUGUUUUGUGCGAGUUUUCCCGUGUCUCUAGCAGCCGGGCGGCCUCACGUCGUCUUCGUCCUGGCGGAUGACUUCGGCUGGAACGAUGUCGGUUAUCACAACUCCGAGAUCAGCACCCCGAACCUGGACGAGCUGUCGGCGGCGGGGGUCCGCCUGGAGAACUACUAUGUCCAGCCUCUGUGCACCCCGUCCAGGAACCAGCUCAUGACCGGGAGGUACCAGAUCCACACGGGCAUGCAGCAUCAGAUCAUCUGGCCCUGUCAGCCCUACUGUGUGCCUCUGGCUGAGAAACUGCUGCCCCAGCGCAUGAAGGAGGAGGGGUACGCCACACACAUGGUGGGCAAGUGGCACCUGGGCAUGUACAAGAAGGACUGCCUGCCCACGCGCCGCGGCUUCGACACGUACUUUGGCUACCUGACGGGCAGCGAGGAUUACUUCACUCAUGUCCGCUGCACUCGCAUCUCUGCCCUGAACCUGACUCGCUGUGCGUUGGACCUGCGGGACGGAGAAGAGGUCGCCGCGGGAUACAAAGGAGAUUAUUCCACCGAGCUGUUCAGCCAGCGGGCAACCGACAUUAUUGAAAAACACAACUCUGAUAAGCCGCUCUUCCUCUACGUGGCGCUGCAAGCCGUCCACAGUCCCCUGCAGGUGCCCGAGCGCUACGUGGCCCCCUACAGUUUCAUCCAAGACCCCCAUCGCAGGCUGUACGCCGGCAUGGUGUCCGCCAUGGACGAGGCGGUGGGCAACAUCACUCGGACUCUGCGUCAGGCGGGACUUUGGGACAACACGAUCCUGGUGUUCUCGACAGAUAACGGAGGUCAGACGCUGAGCGGCGGCAGCAACUGGCCCCUGCGAGGGAGGAAGUGGUCUCUGUGGGAAGGCGGGGUCCGGGGGGUCGGCUUCGUCGCCAGCCCGCUGCUGAAGCGACCCGGGACCGUCUGCCGCGAGCUCAUCCACAUCUCCGAUUGGUUGCCGACUCUCGUCGGCCUGGCGGGAGGGCGCAACGUCACGGAGCCGCUGGACGGGUUCAACGUGUGGAACGCCAUCAGCAAAGGGUUUGCCUCUCCCAGACUGGAGCUGCUCCACAACAUCGACCCUCUGUAUAACGACAUCGCUCCAUGUCCUGGCACCGGGCGCCGGUUAACUUUGGCUCAGGCGGCCAGCGGACGCUCCCGGGCCGACGCCGGUUUCAAUGUGUCCAUUCACGCGGCCAUUCGAUCCUCAAACUGGAAGCUGCUGACUGGCUACCCGGGUUGUGACGUUUGGUUCCCGCGGCCCGGCCACAACGGCUCCGAGUCCGGCCCGGUGGAUCCGCUGAAGCCCGUGAUGCUGUUCGACGUCGCUAAAGAUCCGCAGGAGAGGAACGAAGUGUCCGCUUCCUUCCCCGCGGUCGUGGAGUAUCUCCUCGGUCGGCUCCACCAGCACCAGAGAAGCGCUUUGCCGAUAAACUUCCCCGACGAGGACCCCCGGUGUGACCCGGGCCCCGCGGGAGCCUGGGGACCCUGGGCCUGAAUGAGGGGGAUCAAGACAAGGUUAAACUUUUGUUGGCUGCGGUUUACUGCAGCGGGUAUCACGGUGACAUUUGUUUUACUCUGUUGUCAUGACAACAAGAAGAUGGCUCGCAGCGGUCUAAAAAUCGAUGAUUCAGAUUUCUUUUUAAAUCAGAAUUUUUCCAGAGAAACGGACGCUGUCGUUGUUAUUGGUCGACGUGUCCCGGCUCUGAGAUGCUUUCGAACGCUGUCAGCUACACAUGUUGCUGAUUUGUAAAGACUAUAAAAGACUGAUUUUUGUAUCUUCAAAGAUAUAUAUUUUUCAUAUAUUCUUAUUGAAAUUAAAUGACAAAUGAAACAAAUGUUUAAAUAUUACAUUUGGACAUCCAUUAGGUCAUGAAAAUACCUUUUUUAAAUAUGUAACCAGUUACGGGACAAGAUUUAAAAAAAACUAGGCGAACGAUAUGUGACCAAAUCACAUAAUUACAGAAGAUAAUGAGAGCAAAAAUAAAGCUAAAAGGAGCUCGAAUAUUGGAUUUGAAUUCGCCGAGUUGCUCGAAACACGACUCCAAAUGAAGGAAAGUUGCUCCAUAACUGCUGGAUGUGUAAAUAUGCAACUGUUUGCAAACAUCAUCUUCAUGAGUUGAUAAUAUAUCAAUGUUUUUGUAGCAUGUUGUGGUUUAAAUAUGUUGCUUUAAAUUAACUGCGUUGUACUUUUUGGGUUUUCUUUUUAAAAAAUUGUUUGCGUAAGUGCCUACUCAAGAUGUGUUAUGUGUUUUGGCUGGGAAUAAAAAUAUAAUCAAGAGGU
Cyclopterus lumpus (lumpfish) is the source of this 2545-nucleotide messenger RNA. RefSeq names its product arylsulfatase B-like. The coding region runs from base 224 to 1759 and encodes 511 amino acids. Lineage: Eukaryota; Metazoa; Chordata; Actinopteri; Perciformes; Cyclopteridae. The transcript is spliced from 8 exons. The record is from RefSeq and is a predicted model, not a curated record.